GUUCCUGGAGCAGAGCAUCACUGUAUAGCUGCCUCCCCGGCUCAACUGGCUGGGCUAAGUGUGGAAGUCGUGGGUGAAGUCAACUUGGUUUGCGGUGAUGGCAGCAGCAGAGAGACCAAGGAUGCGGUGAUUUUGGGGUACGAGCACGGUGGCUGGGAGCAUCGCCACGUUGUGUCUAUAUUCAUGGUGGUAGAUUAUGACUUGUCAAGGCAGGAUGGAGAUGCGGUGUCCUCAGCUCCACUUUUAGUGCUGCUGCCACUCCUGGGACUUUUCCUCUCCCACUUUCAGUACGAGAGCAUAGUGUUGGAGGAGGAAGAGGCAGCAGCAGCAGGUCUCAGCUAUGUUGGAGCUUAUGUCAUUAACACCUACAAGAGCUACGACAACUUUUUGCAGGACAAGUAUGCUCUGUUGCCAGCCGUGAUCAUUAUUUGCGUUGCAGUGGUAAUGUUCAUCAUUGGGUUGAUCGGCUGCUGUGCUACCUUCCGGGAGUCUCGAGUUGGUCUAGGGCUGUUCUUGGCCAUUAUCCUGGUUAUCUUUAUUGCAGAAGUAUCCGCUUUUGUCCUGGGAUUUGUUUACAGGGAAAAGGUAAAAACGGACGUGCAAGGCACAAUGCACGCAGUCUUUGAGAAGUAUGAUGGGAAAAAUCCAGAGUCUACUGUUGUGGAUUACUUGCAAGAACAGCUUCGUUGUUGUGGGGUAAAGAACUACAGUGACUGGACAACCACACAGUGGUUUAAUUCCACCGGUAACAACAGCGUCCCUCUGAGCUGCUGCAGGCAAGAUAUGAAGAACUGCACGGGGCGUCUGGAUCAGCCACAGGAACUCAAUACACGGGGCUGCGCAGAGGAGCUGGAGUCUGGGCUGCAGAGCGUUAUCAGCUAUGCUAUGCUUGUAAUCCUGGGGUUUGCCAUUGUAAAGUUCUUCGGCAUGCUGAGCGUCUGCGUGCUUACUUGCAAGAGAGAAGACAGUGGAUAUCAGCCUCUUUACUCAGGGGUGUUUGCUUAA
Molecule: messenger RNA, 1005 nt
Organism: Cariama cristata (Red-legged seriema)
Lineage: Eukaryota; Metazoa; Chordata; Aves; Cariamiformes; Cariamidae
Product: tetraspanin-3-like
Exons: 9
Biological process (GO): protein maturation; regulation of vascular endothelial growth factor signaling pathway; protein localization to plasma membrane
Cellular component (GO): membrane
Source: RefSeq, a predicted model, not a curated record